AGAGCAUAUCCAUCCUAGUUGCUAUAAUUGAAUGUGAUUGGAACCUAUUCAUGUCUCCAAUCAAGAGAGCUUUAACAUUGAUUCUGUACAACUCACAGAAAGGGAUAAAUAUAAACGCAGCGGGAAUGGCCAACCUAAAUAACGAGUUAUUGGUAUCGAUAGUCAAGAAUGCUUUCUCAGCGAUUACUUUACUUCGAGCACUUACUAUGGAGUCAUAAAUACAGGUACUUUAGCUCAUACACACGAUUGUUGUGUGAUCUAUAACAUAAUCACAG
Acanthoscelides obtectus is the source of this 275-nucleotide messenger RNA. Lineage: Eukaryota; Metazoa; Arthropoda; Insecta; Coleoptera; Chrysomelidae. The record is from the annotation of a GenBank genome assembly.